Molecule: messenger RNA, 3020 nt
Organism: Cajanus cajan (pigeon pea)
Lineage: Eukaryota; Viridiplantae; Streptophyta; Magnoliopsida; Fabales; Fabaceae
Product: MORN (Membrane Occupation and Recognition Nexus) repeat-containing protein
Source: RefSeq, a predicted model, not a curated record
UUUGUGUUCCCUCGUCGUUUGUAACGAUAGAUAGCACAGGAAGUAGCAGCAGCAGCAGCUACAUUUGAGUUCACCUUAUCCUCUCCCCAAACAAUGUCCAACGACGAAGACACUCCCUCCGCCAAUGCCUCCGACUCCGACUCCGACUCCGACUACGACUCCGACUUCGACGAGGCAGAGGACGAGGCAUUCCGCCGCGCCUUCCGCGACCGCGACGCCGACGACGAUGCCGACGACGCCGCCCCCCGCUACGGCGACCCCGACGCCAACCUGAGGGAAUUCUCGGCGGCGCUGGAGAGCCCCGCGGUGAAGGAGAUGCAGGAGGAGGACGACCCCUUAAUCGUGGAAGAGGAAAACCCUUACGACUUCCCCUACGACCCCGAGGAAUGGACCGAGCAGGACCUCAGGGAGCUUUGGGCCGACGGGCCCAAAGAAAUUGGGGGCACGGGCUGGGACCCCGUUUGGGCCUCCGAGGAGGAGUGGCGCUACGUGCUCGACGAGAUUGCGGACGGAGAAGAGCCUCCCAUUGCUCCCUUUUAUCUCCCUUACCGGAAGCACUACCCUGCUAUUCCUGACAACCAUUACGACAUUGCCAAUCCCAAGGCUGUCAUUGAAGAGUUGGAUAGGAUUGAGGAGUUUCUCAAGUGGGUCAGCUACGUUUUCGAAGAUGGCAGCACGUAUGAAGGGACUAUUUGGGAUGACUAUGCUCAUGGAAAAGGUGUUUAUGUUUCGGAUGAUGGACUCGUCAGGUAUGAAGGUGAAUGGUUUCAAAAUGACGUAGAGGGUCAUGGUGUAGUUGAAGUUGAUAUACCUGUUAUAGAACCUGCUCCUGGGUCCAAGCUUGAAGCAAAGAUGCGAGCUCAAGGAAAGAUAAUAGCAAGGGAUUUUUAUUCCCCAGAAGACAGAGAAUGGCUUGAGAAGGAUAUCGAAGAUAUGUAUUAUCUUGCAGAUGGGAGCUAUGAAAUUCCCUUUUAUGAGAAUGAGGAAUGGGUUAAGCAAUUUGGAAGAAAGCCGGAGAAAGGUCGCUAUCGUUAUGCCGGUCAGUGGAAGCAUGGGAGGAUGCAUGGAUGUGGUGUAUAUGAAGUUAAUGAGCGUGUCAUAUAUGGCAGAUUUUAUUUUGGAGAAUUAUUGGAUGACCUUGAGGGAUGUGAUGAUGAAAUUUCAGCGAUGCAUGCCGGUAUAGCAGAAGUUGCUGCUGCAAAGGCUCGCAUGUUUAUUAACAAGCCAGAUGGAAUGGUUAGAGAACAGAGAGGCCCAUAUACUGAUCCACAGCAUCCAUACUUUUAUGAAGAAGAGGAUGUGUGGAUGGCACCUGGCUUCAUUAACCAGUUUUAUGAAGUCCCUGAUUACUGGAAAAUAUAUGUGCAUGAAGUAGAUCAAGAAAGAGAAAUGUGGUUAAACUCUUUUUACAAAGCUCCUCUUAGGUUACCCAUGCCAGCAGAGCUUGAGUACUGGUGGUCAAAAGAGGAGAAUCACGAGAUUCCCGAAUUUGUCCUUAUUAACAAGGAACCGGAGCCUGAUCCUGAAGAUCCUUCAAAGCUUAUAUGUACCGAGGAUCCUCUCAUCCUCCAUACACCAACUGGAAAUAUUAUCAAUUAUGUUGAAGAUGAGAAAUAUGGAAUACGUUUAUUCUGGCAGCCACCUCUGGGAAAGGGCGAGGAUGUGGAUCCUGAAAAGGCUGUAUUCCUGCCCCUUGGUUAUGAUGAGUUUUUUGGAAGAGAAACAGUGGAAGAAAAACAGAGCAUAUGGUUGCGUAUUAUACUUGGAAUUGAAAAUGCAUGUAAGCCAUGGAUUGAUAAACUAGAUAAAUGGAUUGAGGAACAGAAGAAAAUUAAGGAAGAGGAAAAGAAAGCAAUUGAGGAAGAACUUGAACUGAUAGAUGCUGAAAUUGAUCUAGAAGACGCCAUUAAGGAUAUGGAAGAGUUAUUGCGUGAAAGAGAGAAAGAAGAGGAAAAGAAAGCAAAAAUGGGUUUGCUUGAUGAAGACGACGAUGAUGGUGAUGAUGAUGAUGGUGAUGAUUUGACUUCUGUAACCAACCAAGAUGAAAAAGCUCCUGCAAAGGUGGAAGAAAAAGCUACCGCAAAGGUGGAAGAGAAAGCUCCUACAGAGGUGGAAGAGGAAGCUCCUGCAGAGGUGGAAGACGAAGAUGAUGAGGAUGGAGAUGAUGAAGACGAAGACGAGGAUAAUAGUGCACAAUCAAGUUUUGGGUCUGUUGAGCAGGGACGGACAGCAGAUCAGCAGAAGGGAAAACCUGGGAAGUCGCCAUUUUCUACAUCUUCACUUGCAUUUGCUUCUAGCAGCCUUAUCUCUGCUGUUCCAUCCAAGCUGCAACAAUCUUUUUCAUUCUGGAACAAGGGGAGAUCAAAACCGGCGUCAGUUCCUUCACCAUGCAUUGAUCACUACAGUAAUGUGAAGACAGUUGAUUCAAUCAGUUUCCCCCUUGUGAUCGGUCAAAAGGGUAGCUUGAAGGCUGUGGGCAAAACAUAUGGGAAAGUCAAGGCAAGAAGCUCUUUAGGUGGGAGAUUUCUUGCAGUGCGCUUAUUGUCUAAGACUCGAUCACACUUAUUGGCUUCUGCAAAUUACAGAAGCAACUUAAAGGAACCAAGAGUGAGUAGUGACAUGUGGUUGCAUGCAGCACCAGAAAGGGAUUUAGACAGUAUACUGUCUUUGCAUUCAUCAUUGUAUAAUUUUGAACAACAUAGAGAGAGUGUUUGAUGAUCGUAUCUAUCCAUUUUUUAACAAAUAAGCGAGGUUCACUUGAAAUACAAGUUUUGAAGGCCUUUUUGUUGUUUUGUUGCCAUUCUGUACCAAAAAGGAGCACACUUAGGAUUUUUGCUAGGGCAGAGACGUGGUGAAAACUGUUGCUGUAUUUUACUAUGUAUGUCGUUCUAAAUAUGAAAAGCAUCUACUGUUAGAAUUGUUGAAUGAUGUUUACAUUUUUGACGAAUUCUAGGGUGCUCAAUGGUUAUAGGUGGGUUUACCGUGAUCAAGUAAUAUACAGUGUUAGAUUAUUUUAUACU